Epithele typhae is the source of this 966-nucleotide messenger RNA. RefSeq lists its product as uncharacterized. Bases 1 to 966 code for a protein of 321 amino acids. The transcript has 3 exons. Lineage: Eukaryota; Fungi; Basidiomycota; Agaricomycetes; Polyporales; Epitheliaceae. The record is from RefSeq and is a predicted model, not a curated record.
AUGGCCGAUGCCAUGUCACGUAUCCUUGGAACCCCCGACCAUGUUUUUUCCACCUACUACUCUGACAACCGCCUCUGUGAGCUUCGCAAAGAAACCGGGAAGCGUCUCCAUCAGGCUCUCGACCAUCAGGGCCGCGGAGAUACUGUCUUCAUCGUCCCUCGCACCCCUCUCAAAAGGAAGAACCGCCAAGCGACUGGCACCACCCGGCGGCCCGCGAGCACCCAGGAUAAACGCAAGUCGGAGACCAAGAAGGAUGUCGUAGUUUAUUUCUAUGUGCAGUCUGGUAAACCACCCAAAGAAUUGCGGCUUGAAGGACGAACCUCUAAGGACGGCGACACCAUUUACCUCCAAUGGGAGCAGAACCAGGCCGUCUUGAAGAAGUUCAAGGAGGACAACGACCUUGGUCCGCGUGAGCGACUUGACGUCUGGGACGACACUGAAGACGCUUGGUCUCCCAAGAAAACGCGCGACAAGAUUUUACUCCUUCCCGGCAGCCCUCCUCGCACCCCUCGCACGCUCCUCCUCUGGGUCCUCCGGCUCUGCGUCUUCCUCAUCUGCACUGGCCUCCUCCACCUCACCCACCUCCGCGUGUGUUGCCCCUGCGCCAGCGGCCGGCCGCUCUCCCAGGCCUCCCUCCACUCCCCCACGCCCGGCACACCACUCUCCAAGUCCGCGUCCGCGUCGGGCGCGAGCGAGCUCGUUGUGUCCCGGCGUACGUCCGGCCGCAGCCUCCCACCGUCCGCGUCGACGUCCGGGCUCAGGCCCACCCUCGCCACAUCCGCGCCCCGUCAUGUCGCUCGUCCUCGCCGCACCCCCCGCACACUCCCCUACAGCGCGCACUCGACGCUCGCCACCAGCUCCGUCCUGCAGACCCAAGGACCCGCACACCGCCUCGCCCCCCGUGCGCCCGCCUUCGUUCAGGUCGCCCUCCGCCUCCCCCGCCUCCAGUCUCUUGGCCGUGCUUAG